Molecule: messenger RNA, 1005 nt
Organism: Gongylonema pulchrum
Lineage: Eukaryota; Metazoa; Nematoda; Chromadorea; Rhabditida; Gongylonematidae
Source: the annotation of a GenBank genome assembly
AUGGGAUUUUUGUGGAGCAAAGAUAAGCAGCUGGGUUUGGUCCACGAUUCGGAUGGCGUUUUGCUUCCAGCGCUGUUGGGCAAAAAUCCAUAUGCCCCAAUGAGCGUAUUUGUCGUUGAUACUGGCAUCAGCCGUCUGAGCCGCUUUCAGGUCAAAUACCUCUCGGAUAUGACGGCAAGCAAAGUGAAUGCAGUUGCAAACAGCGGCUAUGUAAGAAAAUUUGGAGAAGAAAAAUGUUAUGCAGUGAGCUUAGUAGCAUCAGUUGUGCAGAGAGAAAAGUUGGUGACAUGGGUGAUGCGUACGGUAUGCGUUUAUAUAUUCUUUUUAAUGUAUCCAUCAUCCAAUAUUUUUAAUGUAUAUCACAGUAUUCCAACUAUGGUAGGCAAUAGCAUUGCGAGUGAGAUUCGUAACGUAAUUGAAGCGUUUUGUAAAAGCAGAACUUUCCAAAACUGUAAUCUCAGUAUAAUGUCACAAUUUCAGCCGGAUAUAUUGGAUGAUGGACUGUUUUUGGGCGACAAUUCUGUUCUGUCGCCCAAUUAUCUGUGUGUGAAAAUUCGUUUCGACGAUAAUUCGCAGGAAGGAUGGGAUAAACUUCAGCCAGGAAUGUGGAUUAAAUUCAAGGCAUACAGUCCAAAGGGCCAGCCAGAUUUCAGAAUCAAGGCUUGGUCUCAGAACACUAGCCCUCAUUCAUCGCCUGUCCUUGCUGUCGAGACUUUUACUGGUUAUGUGUUUGAAGCGCGCGGGACGUAUGAGGGAGUGUUGGGUGCAUUGAAAUCGCCAGUCUUCGGUUUCAUCGAAAUACCAAGUGAGAAGCGGGCGCAGAUGAAACCAAAAGCGAAAGGCGUAUCGGUCGUUUGGGUACGAGAAGGUAGAGCAAAUGCGAAAACGCGAUUUGUGUUGCAUUCUGUUGAAAAGCCAUCGCAUGAUGACGAGCAGGAGGCUGCUGGAGGAAAUUUGUUCCGAAAUCCAAUGAACGAACUACUAAAGCACAAGGCAGCAGCAGAG